Syngnathoides biaculeatus (alligator pipefish) is the source of this 2991-nucleotide messenger RNA. Its product is annotated as mitochondrial carnitine/acylcarnitine carrier protein-like. Lineage: Eukaryota; Metazoa; Chordata; Actinopteri; Syngnathiformes; Syngnathidae. Gene Ontology annotation, cellular component: mitochondrial envelope. The transcript is spliced from 9 exons. The coding region runs from base 23 to 1069 and encodes 348 amino acids. Gene Ontology annotation, biological process: mitochondrial transport; carnitine transmembrane transport. Gene Ontology annotation, molecular function: O-acyl-L-carnitine transmembrane transporter activity. The record is from RefSeq and is a predicted model, not a curated record.
AGUCGAGCUCCGGCGAUUUUGCAUGCCUGAACUCUGCAUUUCAACGUUCAGGACCUCAUUCGAACACAGCUUGAGAACAAAAACACAGCAGGUGGAAAACAGCCGUCCGGAGGUCCAGUGUGACACCGCAGGAGCACAGCCCCCCACUGGGCAUGCUUUGGACAGGAUGGGGGACGAGCCAAGAGUUUCUCCGCUCAAGAACUUUGUGGCCGGGGGGGUCGGCGGCGCGUGCCUUCUGCUGGCCGGACACCCACUCGACACCAUCAAGGUGAGACUCCAGACUCAGCCCAAAGUCUCCCCGCUCUCGAGCUACAUCGUCUACACGGGAACCUUGGACUGCUUUCGCAAGACCAUCUCCAAAGAGGGCAUCUUGGGCCUUUACAAAGGCAUGGGCGCGCCGCUGGUCGGUGUGGCUCCCAUGAUGGCCAUCAGUUUCUUUGGCUUCGGUCUGGGAAAGCAGAUCCAGCAGAGCGACCCCAGCAAAGCGCUGACGCACGCUCAGAUCUUCUUGUCCGGAUGUCUGGCGGGGGUCUUCACAACAGUCAUUGUGGCUCCGGGAGAGAGGAUUAAAUGCUUACUCCAGGUGCAGGCUGGCGGUGGCACGACCAAAUAUUCAGGACCUCUUGACUGCGCCACACGUCUCUACAAGGAAAGUGGCAUCCGCAGUGUCUACAAAGGGACGCUGCUGACACUCAUCAGAGAUGUGCCUUCUAACGGUCUCUAUUUUCUGACUUAUGAAUACCUGAAAAACCUCCUGACUCCAGAAGGUCAAAGUGUUUCCCAGCUCGGCGCCGCCCACAUUCUGCUCGCCGGCGGUGUGGCUGGAAUCUUGAACUGGACCAUCGCGCUUCCCCCAGAUGUCCUCAAGUCUAACUUUCAGACAGCUGCAGACGGCAAAUACAGAGGACUGGUGGACGUCUUGAGGACGCUAGUUCGAGAAGAAGGAGCCAAAGCACUCUACAAAGGUUUCAACGCUGUCUUUCUCCGAGCCUUCCCCGCAAACGCCGCUUGUUUCUUGGGCUUCGAAGUGGCCUUGAAAGGUUUGAACUGGCUGGCACCCAGCUGGUGAACCAGCAAACUUCGGUGGUCACAAAAUGCUUGGAACGUGCCUCGGCGCAAUUUCCUUAUUUGCAAUCACAUGUACAUUGGAGCCCCAGACAUGUCAUGGAGAGAAAUGUUUUAAAUUACAGCCACAGUAUCAAAAGCAGCUAAAGUACAAAUUGCCAAUUUGGUUCCCACAAAGUAACUGUGGCUCAGUACUGACCAGCUCGGCAAAUACGUACUUUCUCUUUUUGUUCUUUAGUUUUGGAUAAAUUGCAAGUGGAAUCUAGGCCUAAAUCUACUCACUGGACUGGUGUACUGUAGGAGGAUGGAGAUUAAUUUUAGCCUGGGGAUAAGCGAGAAAGAUACUCCGAAAAGUCUGGCAUUGCAAAGGAAUCAUUAUUACGGAGAGGCAUUUAAUUAUCCAUCAAUCCAUUAUCUGCGACACUGAUCCUCAAAGGGUUGCGGGAGUGCCAGGUAUACCCUGAACUGGUUGCCAACCAAUCACAGGGCACAUAGAAACAAACAAGCAUUUGCACUCACACCGAAGGGCCAUUUAGAGUCUCCAAUCAAUGCAUGUUUUUUGGAUCUGAGAGGAAACCGGAGAAAACCCACGCAUGCACGGGGAAAACAUGCAAACUCCACAUAGGUGCGGCAUGGAUUUGAACCCUGGUCCUCAGCACUGUAAGGCAGAUGUUUCAACCAGUCGUUUCACCAUGCCACUGCAUUUAACUAAUGAAAAAAUAAAUAAAAAAUUAUACGAAGGGCGUCCCAUAUUGUAGUUUCUUGCGAAGGUGCGCUCCAAUUCAGUAUAACGUAGUUUCGUAUUCAGCAAAACAAGUCGGAUUUCCUCCUAAUUCAGGUGAAUGUUGACACGUAUGAUUGUACAAGAUGGUAUCACGGAGCUAGCAAAGAUGAUAACAUUCAAUGUUUAGCCUUCAUUCAUUUUGGUAUAAAUAAAUGGUACUCUAUGUGUUAAGUUUUAUACCAUAAAGAAAAGAAAGUAUUAGCAUGUUUAAUUUUAAAGUGUCAUGUCGUAAAAAUAUAUUCACGCUGAUUAGCGUAGAAUACACAGGAAGUCAGCUCUCACGUUUCCGGGAUUGGUAACCUGAUCUUCACAUGCCCCCCAUAUCAAGUCAGGGGCUCUCAAUGUUUACACCUUUUUGUUUGACUUGGUAGGUUUUUGCAAAUAAACAGUCGUGACUGAUGCUGAUUUUUCAAAAAGUUUGAGAUCUCUAUUUGGACGUUAAUCAUUUAUUUGAGUCAUUUCAAAGAGAAAUUGUGUGUGCAAUGUUGUAAACAUUUUCAAUAAAGAUUUUUUUUUAAUUUGACGAUUUUUUUCUAUUUUAUCCCUUGCCAAAUGUUGGUUUAGGUUAGCAAAAGACUAAACCGUCUAUGUGUGAAAGCUUGUUUGGCUAUAUCUUUUUUGAUUUGAUUUAUUAUUUCGAACAUUUAUGAAAAAACAAAAAGACACCAGUAAAAGACAAAAUAUUCAAAUAAAAUGUAAGUAAAAGAAUCAAGUAAAAAUAUGCAUACAGAAUUCACAAAGGAGUUGGACGGACUAAAAACGUAUUUAUCCUUACCCCUAUCUCAUCGAUCUUCUUCUUUUCCUUUCGGCUUGUCCCGUUAUGGGGUCGCCACAUGAUAAUAAUAAUCAUACGUCCUUAUUCCAAAACUCUAAUACAAAUAGUGACUUUCGUAUUGCCUGUAUGUUGCAUAGUAAUGAAACGUGAGAGGAAAAUAAAAACAAUCACAAACAAAAAAAAAAAAGCUAUGACAACACUGGCAUAACAUUUUUUUAGUAGAAUUUAAGACUAUUUCUGUAUACUGUGACCAGAGUCAACGCACCAAAUACAUCGAUAUUAAAUACAAACGUGAAGUUUGAUCUACUUGAUGAAGACUUCAGACGCUGUGGUGAAAUUCAGCUCCCCACAUCCGCAGCAUUUAUUA